This is a messenger RNA of Odobenus rosmarus divergens (Pacific walrus), 3832 nucleotides long. It is a transcript of the gene ALG13, whose product is annotated as ALG13, UDP-N-acetylglucosaminyltransferase subunit. Gene Ontology annotation, biological process: dolichol-linked oligosaccharide biosynthetic process. Gene Ontology annotation, molecular function: hexosyltransferase activity. Lineage: Eukaryota; Metazoa; Chordata; Mammalia; Carnivora; Odobenidae. The record is from RefSeq and is a predicted model, not a curated record.
AUGAAGUGCGUAUUUGUUACUGUAGGGACCACCAGCUUUGACGACCUCAUUGCGUGUGUCUCGGCGCACGACACUCUGCAAAUCAUCAAGAGCCUGGGCUACAACCGACUUGUCCUUCAGAUAGGUAGAGGAAAGGUGGUACCUGAACCAUUCAGUACUGAGUCAUUUGCUCUGGAUGUUUACAGGUACAAGGAGUCAUUGAAAGAAGAUCUUCAGAAAGCAGAUCUUGUUAUUAGUCACGCAGGUGCAGGAAGCUGUUUGGAGACUCUGGAAAAAAGAAAGCCCCUUGUAGUGGUUGUAAACGAAAAGUUGAUGAACAAUCAUCAGUUGGAAUUGGCAAAGCAGCUACACAAAGACGGGCAUCUCUUCUACUGUACCUGCAGGGUCCCGACUUGUCCCGGGCAAGCCACCUUUGCUUCUGCUCCUGAGAAGUGCCAAGAUUCUGCAGCGCUGACUCCAACUGCCUUCUCAUCCCUAGACUUUGGGCUGCUUUCCGGAUACCUGCAUAAGCAAGCCCUUGUCACUGCUACCCAUCCUACCUGCAUCCUGCUUUUUCCUUCUUGCCACAUUUGUUCCUUUCUCCCCUUCCCCACCUCCACCCCUGGCAAAAUGCAUAAAGGAUGGAAAAAGUACAGCGGCCAGAAGUCUCUGAAUGAGGCAUCAAUGGAUGACUAUUUAGGCAGCUUAGGGCUGUUUCGAAAGCUGACUGCCAAGGAUGCCUCUUGCCUCUUUCGGGCUAUUUCGGAGCAGUUGUUUUGCAGCCAGGUCCAUCAUUUGGAAAUCAGGAAGGCUUGUGUCUCAUAUAUGAGAGAAAAUCAACAAACUUUUGAGUCUUAUGUGGAGGGAUCUUUUGAGAAAUACCUGGAACGGUUGGGAGAUCCCAAGGAAAGUGCUGGCCAGCUGGAAAUAAGAGCUCUUUCUCUAAUUUAUAAUCGGGAUUUCAUUCUUUAUCGCUAUCCCGGAAAGCCUCCAACUUAUGUCACAGAUAAUGGCUAUGAAGACAAGAUUCUACUCUGCUAUUCAAGUAAUGGCCAUUAUGAUUCAGUAUACUCGAAACAAUUUCAGUCAAGUGCAGCUGUUUGUCAGGCUGUAUUGUAUGAAAUUCUCUAUAAAGAUGUGUUUGUUGUGGACGAAGAAGAGUUGAAGACUGCAGUUGAAUUGUUUCGAAGUGGUUCCAAAAAGAACAGAAACAAUGCUCUGACUGGCAGUGAAGAUGUCCAUAUUGACUACAAGAGUUCAGCUCAGGAUAGGACUGAAGAGUUGGGUGCCUGCUGCAGUGUUGAAAAUAUCCCAGAGGGGUACAGUCAAGGAACAGAAGAAGCAAAGUCUCCAGAAAGUCCAUCAAAGAUGCUCUUCCCCUAUAAGGUGCUCAAAGCCCUGGAUCCAGAAAUCUAUCGUAAUGUAGAAUUUGAUGUUUGGUUGGACAGCAGAAAAGAACUUCAAAAAUCUGAUUACUUGGAGUAUGCUGGGAGACAUUACUAUUUGGGAGACAAGUGUCAGGUUCGCUUGGAAUCAGGUGGAAGAUACUAUAAUGCUCAUAUUCAGGAAGUUGGAAAUGAGAACAAUUCAGUAACAGUCUUCAUUGAAGAAUUGGCAGAAAAGCAUGUGGUUCCGCUGGCUAACUUAAAACCAGUUACCCAAGUCACACCUGUUCCUGCCUGGAAUGCUAUGCCCAGUCGGAAAGGAAGAGGUUACCAGAAAACUUCCGGGGGCUAUGUCCCAGAAAUGGCUGUGUCAGAGAUGGACAUGAAACAACGGAAGAAGAUGUUCAAAAAAGUUAGAGGAAAAGAGGUUUAUAUGACUAUGGCUUACAGCAGGGGAGAUGCCCUCCUCCCGCCCAGGCUUCAGCACAGUAUGCAUUAUGGGCAUGACCCUCCAAUGCACUACCCACCGACAGCUGGCAGUAUUAUGUCUAAUGAACAUUUUCAUCCUCAACAUGCAUCUCAGAGACAAGGUCGGGGAUAUGGGAUGCCCAGGGAUUCAUCUCGCUUUAUAAACAGGCAUAACAUGGAGGGCCCUAAAGUUGGUUUUUACCCUGGCCCAGGUAAAAGAUGUUGCCAGAGCUAUGAUAACUUCUCCUAUAGAUCUCGUUCCUUUAGACGUAGUCACCGCCAGAUGCAUUGUAUGAAUAAGGAGUGCCAGUAUAGCUUUGCCCCAGAGAGUGGACAGAUGCCCAGGGGCUUGGAAGAAACCAUUACCUUCUAUGAAGUUGAAGAAGGGGAUGAGACUGCUUAUCCAACUUUACCUAAUCAUGGAGGGCCCUCUACAAUGGUUCCUUCUGCUUCGAGAUAUUGUGUUGCAAGGCGAGGACAUAGGUCGGGCAAACAGACUUUGAAUUCAGAGGAGGGCAGUGGCCAGAGUGACAAUGGGAGAUAUCAUGAAGAAUAUAUUUAUCCUUCAGAACCAGACUAUGAAACGUCAGGUGUUUAUAGCACAACUGAAUCUACAGCAAACUUGUCUCUUCAGGACAGAGGACCAUGUUCUAUGUCUCCUCAGGACACAGUUACCUCAUACAACUACCCCCAGAAGAUGAUGGGAAAUUCUACAGCAGUUGCAGCUUCUUGUGCCAAUAGUGUUCCAGCUGCAGUCUUACCUAAUUGUGCAGCAGCUAAUCAAGCUAGUAGUACCACUUCAGUUUCCUCACAGAAUGCUAUACAGCCUCUAUUUGUGUCUCCACCUGUACAAGGCAGGCCAGAUACAAAAGUUUUGCAGUACUAUUUCAAUCUGGGAUUGCAGUGCUAUCACCACAACUACUGGCACUCCAUGGUCUAUGUGCCACAGAUGCAGCAGCAGCUUCAUGUAGAGAAUUAUCCAGUCUAUGCUGAGCCAUCUCCUCUGGUAGAGCAGACAGUUCCUCAGUUGUAUGGUGAGGUGGGGAGACAAGAUGGCACACAGGUGGAAGCAUCAGCAAACAGUACUUUUCCAAAUGCUGACCCUGCAUCUGUCCCUCAUGGAGCAAUCUAUUAUCCAAUGAUGUCGGAUCCCUAUGGGCCACCACCUUUGCCGGGUUUUGAUUCCUGUCUUUCUGUUGUGCCAGAUUAUCCCUAUGUUCAACCCCCCUGGCAUCCAGUUGGUGCAGCAUAUGGUGGUUCCUCUCAAAUUCAUGGUGCUAUGAAUCCUGGGCCAGUUGGCUAUAUUGCUUCACCUGCCUCAGCUUCUCAUUACAUACCUCAGAAUAUGUAAGAUUCAGCAGUAUAUGAAGUAUUCUUGCACUGCCAUUUUUUGCUGUUUUGGUUUUUAAAAAGUGUUUUAUGUUAAAGUGAUUUAGGUGGUUAGGGUGGUUACUAUUGUAUCUGUCUUUAAGAUUAUUUUACCUUUUGAUUUAAAAUACUUUAAAUAAAGGAAUAUUACUUUGGGCUGUGGAUAAAGAAAUUGAGAUGGAUGUACAGCUAGCUCCAUGUUGAGCAUACUGCAUUACAUUCAGCUGUUUUCCUGUCAGCCAGCUUGUCAACUUUGUAUUAGCUGAUGGUUCCAGUUGAUAAGAGGAAUAAAUCAUACAAACUACUUCCUUGGUUCAGAUGUCACACAUCAUAUUAAACCGUGCAAAAUUGGAAUAACUUUCACUUUUUUCUAGGAAAUAAAAAAACCAAGAACAAUUGCUUCUGGAUAAUUAAAUAUUAAAUGAGAGAGCUUUUCAGGUUUCUUAAUUGUCUGAACUGAGUUAUGUUCUGUGAUAUUAAUCAGUUUUGAAGGCACAUGGUGCUCUGCUUUAGAUUUAUCCCAUAUGCUAUUAUUUGAUAUUGGAUUUAUGUAACUGUUUUACUGCACAGUAUUGAAUUGGUGUCAUUUGCACAGUUAGCAGUAAAUAAAAAUUAGCAUUAAAAAUUGCUAA